UAGUGAUUACUGAUUAGUCGGCCAGCGAACGCAACGCGAUACGAAAUAUUCUAGAAUAAAAUAAAAUAAAACUGUACUCUGGGUGCGGACAGAGAGUUCCAUCAUGAGUGCAUUAAUGAAAGUAGCACUGUCGCGUAGCCCAGCGUCAUUGGCUACGCAUCUCUACCGAAAUCUACACUUAUCUGUAGGGGGUGCUACACCCCUUAAAGAUGCUUCAUCAAAUUCCAAUGUUACAAAGGCGUAUAAUGUAAUCGAUCACCAACAUGACGCCCUGGUCAUCGGCGCUGGUGGUGCAGGUCUUCGGGCUGCUUUUGGUUUGGUCCAGGAGGGCUUCAAAACAGCUGUAGUCACCAAACUUUUCCCUACAAGAUCACACACAGUUGCUGCUCAGGGUGGAAUAAAUGCUGCUUUAGGCAACAUGGAAGAUGAUACCUGGCUAUACCAUAUGUAUGAUACAGUCAAAGGUUCCGAUUGGCUUGGAGAUCAGGAUGCUAUCCACUACAUGACCAAGGAAGCGCCUCAUGCUGUAAUUGAAUUGGACAACUAUGGUAUGCCGUUCUCCAGGACACCUGAAGGCAAGAUCUACCAGAGAGCUUUUGGUGGUCAGUCCCUUAAGUUCGGCAAGGGUGGACAAGCCCAUAGAUGCUGUGCUGUAGCUGACAGAACUGGUCAUUCCCUUCUCCACACAUUGUACGGCCAAUCUCUACGAUAUGACUGUGAAUAUUUUAUUGAAUACUUUGCCUUGGACCUUCUCAUGGAGGAUGGAGUGUGCAAAGGAUGCAUCGCCUUAAACCUCGAAGAUGGAACCCUACAUAGGUUCCAAGCGAAGAACACCAUAUUGGCCACAGGAGGUACAGGCCGUUCCUACUUCAGCUGCACGUCUGCGCAUACUUGCACCGGUGACGGUACAGCUAUGGCCGCGAGAGCUGGUCUCCAGAACGAGGAUAUGGAGUUUGUGCAGUUCCAUCCCUCUGGUAUAUACGGCGCGGGUUGCCUGAUGACCGAAGGUUGUCGUGGAGAAGGUGGUUUCCUGGUGAACUCCAAGGGUGAAAGGUUCAUGGAGCGAUAUGCUCCUGUCGCCAAGGACCUGGCCGGCAGGGACGUUGUGUGCAGAGCCAUGACCCUCGAGAUUUUGGAAGGUCGCGGUUGCGGUCCCGAAAAGGACCACGUGCACUUGCAACUCCACCACUUGCCCCCGGAACACUUGCAACAACGUCUGCCCGGUAUCUCGGAGACGGCCAUGAUCUUCGCCGGUGUUGACGUCACCAAGGAACCGAUCCCGGUGCUGCCAACCGUGCACUACAACAUGGGCGGCACUCCGACCAAUUGGAGAGGAGAGGUGAUCACCCACCGCGACGGCGUGGACCGCAUCGUGCCCGGUCUCCUAGCCGCGGGCGAAGCGUCCUGCGCCUCGGUGCACGGCGCGAACAGGCUCGGCGCGAACUCGCUGCUCGACAUCGUGGUGUUCGGGCGGGCGUGCGCGCUCACUGUGGCCGACACCAGCCGCCCGGGCGAUAGCCAGGAGCCGCUCAAGGAUAGCACCGGCCAAGACAGUAUCGGUAACUUGGACACCAUCAGACACGCGAAUGGCUCGGUCUCCACGGCGUCGUUGCGUCUGCGCAUGCAGAAGAACAUGCAAACCAACGCCGCUGUGUUCAGGCAAAAGAACACACUUGAAGAAGGCAAGCGCCAGAUCCACGACAUCUAUAAGCAGUUAAACGACGUGAAGGUCGCUGACCGUUCGCUGAUCUGGAACAGCGACCUGGUGGAGACCCUGGAGCUGCAGAACCUGCUCAUCAACUCGGUGCAGAUCGUGGAGGGAGCCCUAGCGAGGGAGGAGUCCCGUGGGGCACACGCCCGGGAGGACUUCAAGACGAGACGCGAUGAGUACGACUACACCAAGCCGUUGGAAGGACAGACGAAGCUGCCGUUCGAGCAGCACUGGCGCAAGCACACACUGGCGGAGACGGACGCGCGCACGGGCCGCACCACGCUCAGCUACCGGCCCGUCAUCGACGAGACGCUCGACCAGGCCGAGUGCAAGACCGUGCCGCCCGCCGUGCGCACCUACUAGUGCGCGGCAGAUAACAACUUGAGUGCUGACUGAAGUAAAGCAGUAUUUUUUCGACGUGCAUCUCGACUCAAAGUAAUCGGUUCAUCUUAAGCCAUUAUUUAUUAUGUAAUUUAUUAUUUUUUCGUCAAUGUAUAGUAUUAUUCUUCAAAAUUUUUCUAACAAAUACAAUGUAAUUUUAUGAAAUCAUAUUAAAGAAAUACUUUAUUGUGUUGUGAACCACUAUUUAUAUUAAUAUACAGUUUGUUUUAUAUACAGCAUUUAAUUUUAUACACUUUUUUUUUGUAAAAAAAUUGUGACAUAAUCAGCAGCACCGCAGUACUUCUUAAAUUACUAAAAUUGUUGUUUCACUUCAACUUUUAGACUACCUCAACUUAGGUCACUAUUUCUAUCACAAAUAAUGUACACUUUCUGUCGUGAUUUGUGAAUUUUAUUAGAAAUAUAUUAUAAAUGCAAUACAAUGUUUGUGCGACAUAAUAUGCCUAAUUAAAUUGAGGUAAAAUACAAUACACGUUAUAGAAACUUAAGUAAAAAAUGAUUAUUAAAUGUUUUAUGUAAGGAA
Colias croceus (clouded yellow) is the source of this 2633-nucleotide messenger RNA. RefSeq names its product succinate dehydrogenase [ubiquinone] flavoprotein subunit, mitochondrial (gene SdhA). The transcript is spliced from 13 exons. Bases 104 to 2074 code for a protein of 656 amino acids. NCBI's taxonomy places the organism in Eukaryota, Metazoa, Arthropoda, Insecta, Lepidoptera, Pieridae. Gene Ontology annotation, molecular function: flavin adenine dinucleotide binding; succinate dehydrogenase (quinone) activity; electron transfer activity. Gene Ontology annotation, biological process: mitochondrial electron transport, succinate to ubiquinone; tricarboxylic acid cycle. The record is from RefSeq and is a predicted model, not a curated record.